AAAAGAUAGCGUUCGAUAAUAAGAGUUUCUUCGUUUUUCUUUUUACAGGGUUUCGAUAAGCAGCCAAAGAAAAGUUACAAAGGAAUUUCGCUUAUUUGGUUUGAGAAUUGUGCUGUAAAGAUGCCUCGUUAUGAUGAUCGGAUGGGAAAUAGCACUCGUCUCUAUGUGGGACACUUGUCUUCACGGACCCGUUCACGUGAUCUGGAGCGUGCGUUCAGUAAAUAUGGGAGAGUACGGGAUGUGGACAUGAAGCACGACUAUGCCUUCGUAGAAUUUAGUGAUCCUCGAGAUGCUGAUGAUGCAAGAUACUAUUUAGAUGGCCGUGACAUUGAUGGACGCCGCAUAAUUGUUGAAUUUGCCAAGGGAGUGCCACGUGGACCAGGCGGUUCGCGCGAGUAUCUUGGCAAAGGACCCGCUCCUGGGUCAGGCCGCUGCUUCAACUGUGGCCUUGAAGGUCACUGGGCUCGAGAUUGCAAAGCUGGGGAUUGGAAGAACAAGUGUUAUCGAUGUGGAGAAAGAGGUCACAUAGAAAGGAAAUGCCCAAAUAGUCCUAAAAAAGUCAGUAGACGCAGCUACUCACGGUCGCCUGUUAGGUCAAAGUCACGCUCACGUUCACGUUCUCCUCGUCGAAGUUAUAGCAGAAGUCGCAGCUAUAGUCAAUCAAGAUCCCCGCCACCAAAGAGAGAACAAGUGGACCAGGUCAAGCGAUCAAGAAGCUACAGUAGGAGCCCGGAGCCAAGGAAGGCUAGUCCAAGCCCUCCACCCAAGACUAGGAAGCGCAGCCCAACACCUGAAGAGGGAAGCCCGAUGGAAGCAAAGAGCCCUCCUUCACCAAUGAGAGAAGAAGGUGCCUAUAGCCAAAGCCCCAGAGAGAGAAGCGUGAGUCCUUCAAGUCCUAGAAGGGAUAGCCCAGCUCCUCGAAAGUAUGAUGAUGACAGCCCUGCUGAAGCUAAUGGUGGAAGUCGAAGCCCGAGUCCCAAGUACCGGAGGAACCAUGCAGAUGAAGAUGAUGAGGAUGAAGGUGAGUUUCGUAAUCAACGCUCCGGUAGAGAGAGCCAAUCACCUUGAAACUUUUGGUGGUAUCUUUCUGAAUGCAUUUUGUGAAGGCUGGACCUUGUGUGGACUAAUGAGAUGUUACUUGAAAGAAUCAGACUUGCAUCUAUAUUUGGGAUUAUUAUAUGUUAGUACAAUGCUUGGUAUUUGAUGAAUACUAGACUAGCCAUUGAACAAUAUAAAACCGGUUCAAACAAUGAAAUUACAAAGUCUCUGGUGAAAUUCUCAAAUGACAAGUUUGCUGGCGUCUUGAU
Messenger RNA from Solanum stenotomum, 1307 nucleotides. Its product is annotated as serine/arginine-rich splicing factor RS2Z33-like. The record is from RefSeq and is a predicted model, not a curated record. The transcript has 7 exons. Gene Ontology annotation, biological process: mRNA splicing, via spliceosome. Gene Ontology annotation, cellular component: nuclear speck. NCBI's taxonomy places the organism in Eukaryota, Viridiplantae, Streptophyta, Magnoliopsida, Solanales, Solanaceae. The coding region runs from base 121 to 1068 and encodes 315 amino acids. Gene Ontology annotation, molecular function: mRNA binding; zinc ion binding.